Molecule: messenger RNA, 1937 nt
Organism: Rhipicephalus microplus (southern cattle tick)
Lineage: Eukaryota; Metazoa; Arthropoda; Arachnida; Ixodida; Ixodidae
Product: putative nuclease HARBI1
Source: RefSeq, a predicted model, not a curated record
UUCCGUCGCCCUUCCGGAUUGUGCAGGCCGUGCGAAAACCGACGGCAGUGUCUUUCGGUGAACGGUGAAACGUGAAAUGUGUGCCUCGACGUGUUUGUGGUGAGGAAGACGGCGCCAGCGCUUCGUCGUAGCCGACUUCUUUACGGGGCCUUCAAAGAUACUUCAAAGUGUGUUUGAAUACGGCUGACAGCUCGUUCGCAUCGCCUUCCGGAGUAAUUUGUUCAUCUGGCAUCGAAAUCCUUUGGUCACGUAACUUGAGUUAUCCUGAAGAGUUGCUGUAACUCGUAAGCGAGGCUGUUUAUUGGAUUCCGGUUUCAGCAAUGCGCUUCUAUUGUCGCUGUAUUGUGGACUCCGUGGCUUAUCUCUGUGUUGGGAAUCCCGUUGCGCCUUCGGGGGUCCAAGUUGUGUGAAAACCGACGGCAGUGUCUCUCGGUGAGCGGUGGAACGUGAAACGCCUGCUUUGGCGUGUUUGUUGAGAGGAAAUAGGCGCCAGUGCAUCGUCGUAGAAGGCUUCUUUACGGAGCCUUCAAGGUGUGUUUGAAGACCGCUGGGCGGACGUACUUAUCGCCUUCCGGAGUACUUUGUUCAGGUGCAGUGUGAUAUCUGGCAUCAGAAUCGCUUGGGCAAGUUCCUUGACUGAUCAAGAAAAAUGGCUGUAACUCCUAAGCGACGGUGUUUUUUGAUUCCGGCUUCAGCAUUGCGCCCCUAUUAUUAUUAUUCUUACUCGUACUCGAAGAAAGCGCUUUUUUCGAUAGAGCAGCGAAGCUCAGUGGAACGCUGGUUCUGUACUAACACAUCCAAGGCCUGUGCGGAGGCUGUGUGACAGCAGGUCAAUAGCUCAACGGUGUUUACGCCUGCGUGUCUUCAGACUAGCGAUUGCAGGUUUAUAAAGUUGCCAAGAUGCUUUAUGCGAACUACAAGGAUUCGACGUAGCUUUUUGUGUCAACUCUUUGCUUCUCUGGUUGCUAUGGUAAUCUCAGCAUCGCGAUGGACAGAACCGGAAGUCACAAACCUAUGCGUUCUGCUAUAAAUAUGGGUGCAUCGGCAGCUAUUACCCUUGACCUAUGCUAUCCGAACCAUGGAGUACGUCCUGGCAGCCAUCGCUGGUCAUCGGCAACCUUCCCUGCGGAGAGAGCGCACCUUCCACCGGCGCCUAGCCACGGACGAUGUUCCACACCAGCCCCUGCGUUACUACAGGUCCCCGAGGGAACAUAUUCGGACCCUUUGUACGACACUAGAGCCUCGAAUGCAGCGGCCUACGGCACGGUCUCGCGCCUUACCGAUGGAUGUGCAAGUGCUGCUCGCUUUGCGCUUUUACGCAAGCGGCAUCUUCGUACUUGCGGGCGGCGAAUCGUACUUGCGGCUCUGUUUCAGCACUUUCAAUUGCUGUUCAUUCAUGUUCUUUUCAGCCUUUUCAGAGAUAGCUGGGUUUCUUAAGGUCUUGGGAUGCAUUCAUGGCACUCAUGUGCAAAGCAAGCCUCCUAAAGACCAGGAACACUUGUACAGGAACCGAAAAGGACUGUACACAAUCAAUGUACAAACGAUCUGUGAUGCUGAGGGUGCCAUUACCCAGCUGACAUCGAAAUGGCCCGGCAGCACCCACGACAGCUUCAUCUGGGCAGACUGUGACCUUCGAAGGUGCUUCCAGAGACGGCAAUCGCCCGACGGUGGCUCUGGGUAUGCCUUAGAGCCAUGGCUGCUCACCCCUGUAAGGUCUCCGGUAGGCCCUGCCAAUGAGCAGUACAACUCGGCCCACACUCGGAUGAGGCAAGUCAUUGAGAGGACCUUCGGGGUUCUCAAAAGACGCUUCAGGUGCCUGCACCAGUCCCGGGGUGCUCUACAGUACAGUCCGCUGAUGUGCACCAAAAUAAGGGUGGCGUGCGCUAUGCUGCACAACAUGUGUGUCCGACAUGGCAUUGACUUCAACUUUACUGAUG